Lithohypha guttulata is the source of this 3099-nucleotide messenger RNA. RefSeq names its product ATP-binding mismatch repair protein (gene PMS1). Gene Ontology annotation, molecular function: ATP-dependent DNA damage sensor activity; ATP binding; ATP hydrolysis activity. Gene Ontology annotation, biological process: mismatch repair. Bases 1 to 3099 code for a protein of 1032 amino acids. Gene Ontology annotation, cellular component: MutLalpha complex. The transcript is spliced from 2 exons. The record is from RefSeq and is a predicted model, not a curated record. Lineage: Eukaryota; Fungi; Ascomycota; Eurotiomycetes; Chaetothyriales; Trichomeriaceae.
AUGACUGCAAUCAUCAAGCCCAUCGAGGCGAAAUCUGUGCACCAGAUCCAGUCUGGCCAGGUCAUCGUUGAUUUGUGCUCUGUUGUGAAGGAAUUAGUCGAAAAUGCGCUCGAUGCUGAAGCAAGUUCGAUCGAAGUGCGCCUCAAGAACUAUGGUUUAGACGCUAUUGAGGUCCAGGACAAUGGUAUUGGAAUUGCCGAAGCGAACUACGAAGGACUUGCACUAAAACAUUAUACAUCUAAACUAUCAACUUUUGAUGACUUAUCGCAGCUGAAUACCUUUGGCUUCCGGGGAGAGGCGCUUUCGUCCUUGUCUGCCCUGUCUACGUUGACGGUAGUAACUGCAGAAGCUCAUGAAGUGCCGAAAGGAAAUAGACUCGAAUUCGAGGUCUCCGCUGCACAGAAAGGUACUACGGUGUCAGUGGAGAAUCUCUUCUCAAGGCUUCCUGUGCGGCAGAAAGAAUUGAGCAAGAACAUCAAGAGAGAAUAUGGCAAAGUCGUGGGUCUGCUGCAAGCUUACGCUUGCAUCUCAACUAAGGUCAAAUUCACGAUAAAAAAUGCCAUGUCUAAAGGUCAUAGUUCGGUUGUUUUCUCGACGAAGGGAAACGCGACAAUCCGAGAGAACAUUGCGAAUAUCUAUAGCGCCAAAAUGUUGUCGCAACUUGUCGAACUUGACCUUGAGCUCGAUCUUCCACCAACUGCAGUGCAGCCCGGCAGCCAUGUUGGCUCUGGAACGAAGGUCAAUGUCAUUGGCCAUAUUUCGAAACCUGUCUUUGGCGAAGGACGACAGACACCAGAUCGUCAGAUGUUCUUCGUAAAUGGUAGACCGUGCGGUCUGCCUCAGUUUGGCAAAGCAAUCAACGAAACCUACAAAUCCUACAACGUGUCGCAGUCACCGUUCAUAUGUGCAGAUUUCCGUAUGGACACGAAUAGUUACGAUGUGAAUGUUUCGCCUGACAAAAGGACUAUUUUCUUGCAUAACGCCUCUGCACUUACGGAUCGACUCAAAGAAGAACUUACCAAGAAAUUUGAUGACAUCGAGCAUACUGUACCACAAUCUCAGCUUCAAAACAUAAAGCUGCCUUCCUUUCGUCAAUUGACAGUAUCGAGGGCUUCCUCUAAGGAUGAAGAUGCUAGCAUUCCAUCUUUUUCAAGAACUUCAACUAUGUCUCUCGAGCCCGACGGUGUAGCUCGAGGUCCUGAAGAUGUCCGGUGGGGAGACCAGGCCCUGGAAGACGUCGGGGCUAGCCCCGGAAGUCUGCUGAGAACACAUUUUCAGGGUAUUACGAGCACAAGGGAAGAGGAACCACGGAUGAGAAAAGCCCCUAAUCCGGCGAAGGCUCAGCAGGCCCAGGAGAAGCAGGCUGAAAGGAUUGCAAAGCCAUUAAGGGAGCAACGACUAGUAUUGAAUGGUGUCGAUGAGUAUGAUGAUGUUCGAGAGCUUAAUGUAUCCAGACUUACAGCUGAAGCCACAGACGAAGAGGAAGAAGAAGAAGAAGAAAGUGUAGCCGAUGUUCAUGUUCGUGACUUCAAUGCCAGGAUACUGUCGCAACAAGCUAAAAAUCCGGAACACAGCAUGAUUCCAUCACGUACUGGAACACUCCAGGAAGAGCGCAUCCAGGACGUUGGCGUUGUACGGAAUGCGUUCGACAGGAUGCGCCCAAGGCGAACGUCCCCUGAGCUUGCCACCAUCACGAUUGGUGAUAGAGUCAUAACCAGAAUGGUAGGCACUCCAAAAUCCAAUGUCCACUCACCUACCAGCAGAGACGACACUAUAGUGAGCAAACCUUUGUCACAAUUCUCGCAAAGCCUGCGCAAAUUCAACCCAAGCUUUAAAGACGAUAAUGAAGAUGCAGUUGGAGGCACAAUACUCGACCUGCAGGAUGAGAACACAGAAUUAGAGGAUGGAGACAAAUCUGACGAGAGAGACCCUGUCGAAAACAGGUACGAAUCCGUGGGUACAACGCUCGAUAGAUCCUCGUCCACUCCGCUGAACAGAAACACUGCCAAUGUACACCCUACUGAGUCACAAUCAGUCGCUCAAGAAAGGACGAAGAACAUCGAAGAGAAUGCUGGCAGAACACAAGAGGAAUAUCGAGUUGCGGAAUUGAUACGCCUAGCAGAAAGUACAAGUUAUGUUAACAGCAAGGAACAACACAGGCGAGCAGCUCAAGCAUUCAAAGGAAGCUCCAAGGACAUGACCACAAAUUUGGUUGCAACAUUGGAUACAGACAUCGACGAAUUAAGAAAGCAAGCGAUAGUACUGAGCAACGAAACUCGCGCCAGAAAAAGUUUACCUUGGAUUGCCUCUAACGACGAGCACCAUAACGUAGGAGACGAAGAACGUCUCUCCCUCACCAUCUCCAAGUCCGACUUCGCCAAAAUGCACGUCGCAGGUCAAUUCAACCUAGGCUUCAUCAUCGCCCUCCGCCACAAAAACGCCCACACGCACGACAACGCAGCAAGGCAGAAAAAGGACGAGCUAUUCAUCAUCGACCAACACGCUUCCGACGAGAAAUACAAUUUCGAGAGACUACAAGCAGAGACAGUAGUCAGUAAUCAGAGGUUAGUGCAUCCAGUUACACUAGACCUAACCGCAGUCGAGGAAGAGAUCGUGCUAGAGAAUAGUGCAGCCCUGCAACAGAACGGGUUCAUCAUCGAGACAGAUACAUCAGGCGACUCGCAGGUCGGACGGAGAUGUCAAUUGCUCAGUUUGCCGUUGAGCAAAGAAGUCACGUUCAACACCAAGGACCUCGAAGAGCUUAUUCAUUUGCUUUCCGAGAGCCAUAUCACAGCAGAUUCGCGGUACGUGCCCCGACCCAGCAAGGUGCGCAAGAUGUUUGCAAUGCGAGCUUGUAGGUCUAGUAUCAUGAUUGGGAAGACGUUGUCGAUGAGGCAGAUGAGGGCGGUGCUUGAGCAUAUGGGGAGGAUUGAUAAGCCGUGGAACUGUCCUCAUGGUCGGCCGACAAUGCGGCAUUUGAUCAGCUUGAAUGAUCUGGAUGGGAGGAUGUGGGAGGAAGGAGAUGGACUUGUUGAUGAGGCGGAGGAGUCUGCAAGACGUACGUCCGAUGCGUUGAUGUGGCAGAGAUAUCUUGCAUAA